Messenger RNA from Guyanagaster necrorhizus, 258 nucleotides. Its product is annotated as Sm-like ribonucleoprotein. Gene Ontology annotation, cellular component: U4/U6 x U5 tri-snRNP complex; Lsm1-7-Pat1 complex; U6 snRNP. Gene Ontology annotation, biological process: mRNA splicing, via spliceosome. The transcript has 5 exons. The record is from RefSeq and is a predicted model, not a curated record. Gene Ontology annotation, molecular function: RNA binding. The coding region runs from base 1 to 258 and encodes 85 amino acids. Lineage: Eukaryota; Fungi; Basidiomycota; Agaricomycetes; Agaricales; Physalacriaceae.
AUGGCCUCACAGAUCCUUCCCUUAGAGCUAAUCGAUAGAUGCAUCGGGUCGCGGAUAUGGGUCAUCAUGAAGAGCGACCGUGAAUUUUCAGGGAUUCUGUUGGGAUUCGAUGAUUUCGUUAAUAUGGUCCUCGAGGACGUCACAGAGUAUGAAACGACACUCCAGGGCAAAAAGAAAACGCAUCUCGCGCAGACGCUUUUGAAUGGAAAUAAUAUCUGUAUGUUGAUUCCUGGUAGUUCUGGUCCAGAAGACACAUAG